Messenger RNA from Penaeus monodon (black tiger shrimp), 712 nucleotides. Its product is annotated as UMP-CMP kinase 1-like. Gene Ontology annotation, cellular component: cytoplasm; nucleus. NCBI's taxonomy places the organism in Eukaryota, Metazoa, Arthropoda, Malacostraca, Decapoda, Penaeidae. Gene Ontology annotation, biological process: CDP biosynthetic process; UDP biosynthetic process. Gene Ontology annotation, molecular function: ATP binding; UMP kinase activity. The record is from RefSeq and is a predicted model, not a curated record.
UGUGCAAAGCGGACCAGUAGACCAAUCCAACUUACGUCCCAGGCAGUUCACCGUCUAGUGCGAGGAAAAGCCUCCAUGGCAGCCCAGUACAACGUGGUGUUUAUGCUCGGCCCGCCCGGAGCCGGCAAAGGAACACAGAGCAACAUCAUCGCUCAGGUUGGUGACGCAAUGACCUUUGGAUACGACCACGUGUGCGUGGGCGACCUGCUGAAGGGCGAAGUCAAGCAGCCAGACAGCGCCAUCGGGAGGCUUAUCAAGGAGCAGAUACUGAGCAACACUAUAGUGUCUUGGACGGUCACGUGUCCUCUGCUCGAGCGCUACAUGAAGGAAUCACGUAACAAAAACUUCGUAAUAGACGGAUUCCCGCGAACGCAGGAUAAUUUCGACGGAUGGAAUUUAACACUGGGAAACAAGGUCAAUUUGCAGUGUGUGUUUUUUCUUUCCUGUCCUUUCGAACUGUGCACUGAGCGGUGUCUGGGCCGAGGAGCCGCCGGCUCGGGACGCCCGGACGACAACGAAGCGUCUCUCCAGAAGCGCUUCGACACCUUCUCGAAUGACACGGUUCACAUUCUGAACUGGUACGAGAAGCGGGGCCUCUUGCGGACCAUCGACGGCGCCAAGUCCAUCGAGGAAGUUGCGGCAGAUGUGAAAAGUCACUUCAUUAAGCUGUAGUUUUUAAAAAUUCUUCGCGGAAAUAUAUUGUGUGCUUUCA